AUGGCUCAACGUGUUACUUUCAGAAGAAGAAAUCCAUACAACACUCGUUCCAACAAGAUCAAGGUCGUGAAGACUCCAGGUGGUGUCUUGCGUGCUCAACACGUCAAGAAGUUGGCUACCAGACCAAAGUGUGGUGACACCGGUGUGCCAUUGCAAGGUGUUUCCGCUCUAAGACCAAGAGAAUACGCUUCUGUCUCCAAGACCAAGAAGACUGUCUCCAGAGCUUACGGUGGUGUCCUUUGUGCUAACGCUGUCAAGGAGAGAAUCGUCAGAGCUUUCUUGAUCGAAGAACAAAAGAUUGUCAAGAAGGUCGUCAAGGAACAAACUGAGGCUGCCAAGAAGGCUGAAGCUAAGAGCUCCAAGAAGUCCAAGAAGAACUAA
Lachancea fermentati is the source of this 381-nucleotide messenger RNA. Lineage: Eukaryota; Fungi; Ascomycota; Saccharomycetes; Saccharomycetales; Saccharomycetaceae. The record is from the annotation of a GenBank genome assembly.